UUUCUCUAUUUUUACGCAAGAGAUUGGAAGAAACAAACAAACCGAGACCAGCGAGUGAGAAAAGUAGCGCGUCUUCGCCGGUCUUUUACAUUAUUUAAAAUAAAUCUCAGACACACUUGGGGGAUCACGGAGCCACCAUGAUAAGAGCUGUGGAUGUUGUGCUGGUUUUGCUGCUCGCCGUGUCCCUGUCGUGCAGGAGCGCCUCUGGAGGAUACGGGAUGAGCAUGUUUGCAGCACAGACCUCUCCUCCGGAUCCCUGCUACGACGAACACGGCAACCCGCGGCGCUGCAUCCCGGACUUCGUCAACUCCGCCUUCGGGAAGGAAGUGAGGGUGUCCAGUACCUGCGGCAAGACGCCGAGUCGCUACUGCCUGGUGACCUCUGCCGAGACAGGAGAGGAGAAAACCAGAAACUGUCACACCUGCGACGCCUCUGACCCCAAGAAGUAUCACCCACCAGCGUAUCUAACGGAUCUUAACAACCCUCACAACCUCACCUGCUGGCAGUCUGAGAACUUCAUCCAGUACCCGCAAAAUGUCACCCUGACUCUGUCCCUCGGCAAGAAGUUUGAGGUAACGUAUGUGAGCCUACAGUUCUGCUCGCCCCGACCCGAAUCCAUGGCUAUUUACAAGUCCAUGGACUACGGGAAAACUUGGGUACCCUUUCAGUUUUACUCUACCCAGUGCAGGAAGAUGUAUAACAAGCCCAACAGGGCCGUUAUCACAAAGCAGAACGAGCAGGAGGCGGUCUGCACGGACUCACACACCGACAUCUACCCUCUGACCGGCGGGCUCAUCGCCUUCAGCACGCUGGACGGCAGACCGUCGGCGCAUGACUUUGACAACUCCCCGGUGCUGCAGGACUGGGUCACAGCCACGGACAUUAAGGUCAUCUUCAGCAGGUUGCACACUUUCGGCGACGAGAAUGAGGACGACUCGGAACUGGCCCGGGACUCGUAUUUCUACUCAGUGUCGGACCUGCAGGUCGGAGGGAGAUGCAAAUGCAACGGACACGCAUCUCGGUGCGUAAAGGACCGAGACGGGAAUCUGGUGUGUGAGUGUAAGCACAACACCGCCGGGCCCGAGUGCGACAGGUGCAAACCUUUUCACUACGACAGACCGUGGCAGAGAGCCACAGCCAGGGAGGCCAACGAGUGUGUCGCCUGCAACUGUAACCUUCACGCCCGAAGGUGUCGUUUCAACAUGGAGCUCUACAAACUGUCGGGGAGGAAGAGCGGAGGAGUCUGCCUCAACUGUCGCCACAACACGGCAGGUCGCCACUGCCACUAUUGCAAGGAGGGCUACUACAGAGACCUGUCGAAGCCCAUCUCACACAGAAAAGCCUGCAAAGCAUGUGAUUGCCAUCCCGUGGGUGCUGCUGGCAAAACCUGUAACCAAACCACAGGACAAUGUCCCUGUAAAGACGGCGUGACUGGUAUCACGUGCAACCGCUGUGCUAAAGGCUACCAGCAGAGCCGCUCGCCCAUUGCCCCCUGCAUAAAGAUUCCAGUCACACCUCCUACAACCCCAUCCAGCAGCACGGAGGAGCCAUCAGACUGUGACUCUUACUGCAAGGCAUCCAAAGGCAAACUUAAAAUCAACAUGAAGAAGUACUGCAAGAAAGAUUACGCUGUCCAAGUCCACAUCCUGAAAGCGGACAAAUCCGGUGAGUGGUGGAAAUUUACUGUCAACAUCAUCUCCGUCUACAAGCAGGGAGAGAGUCGCAUCCGCCGUGGGGACCAGUUUCUGUGGGUCCGUGCCAAAGACGUGGCCUGCAAGUGUCCAAAGAUCAAGCCUGGGAAGAAGUACUUGCUGCUGGGAAAUGAUGAGGACUCCCCUGGCCAGGGUGGAGUAGUGGCAGAUAAAGGUAGCCUGGUUAUCCAGUGGAGGGACACAUGGGCGCGCAGGCUCAGGAAGUUCCAGCAGCGCGAGAAGAAAGGCAAGUGCAAGAAGCCAUAAGCAAGAUAAGACGGAGACGAUUCUGAAGAGGGAGAUGAUUUCAAGAAAAAAAGCUGAGCUGGCAAAUAUUAAAAAUAAAUAAAUAAAUAAAUAAAAAGAAUGGAAGAGUGACAGACAGAGGACCAUGGACAGAAAAGAGACUGUUUAUGUCGCUGCUUUUUUGUGUAGAAGCAUGAAGAGAAUUAUUUAGGAUGAUAUGUUUUUUUCAGUCGAACUUUUGUUGAAGGAGCUCACCUGGCAGAUUUGGUUUAUUUUACUUUGAGAUUCCUUUCUCUUGUGGAUUUGCACCUAUUACCAGUAUAUAUCAUUAUUU
Molecule: messenger RNA, 2271 nt
Organism: Pelmatolapia mariae (spotted tilapia)
Lineage: Eukaryota; Metazoa; Chordata; Actinopteri; Cichliformes; Cichlidae
Gene: ntn1a
Product: netrin 1a
Exons: 7
Coding region: 138-1958 (606 amino acids)
Biological process (GO): animal organ morphogenesis; tissue development; motor neuron axon guidance
Cellular component (GO): basement membrane
Molecular function (GO): protein binding
Source: RefSeq, a predicted model, not a curated record